AUGUCGCACAGUCGUCUCGUUGAUCAAGUGACAGACGCAGUUGUCGCCCAGUACUGCGCACAGUUCAGUGCAGUGAAAGCGCCAGCUUUGGAGGCGAUUCGCGAGCUAUUAUGCCGAUACUUGCGAGAUAUAAGUGCAACCGCUUGCGAAAAAGCCAACGCUUCGGGACGAACGCUCGUGAACACUUUAGAUGUACUAGAGAUUCUUGCCCAAGAUGGAAGCAUUCUCGACAGUCUUUUCUUGCACGGACACACAGUAGUUGAUAGGAAUGAUGCGUUGAAUUUGAUACGCCUUCCCGGUCAGUUUAGUUUGAAGCGCAAACCAAAACUCUUGGGAAAGAUCUCAACAGUCAGAAGUACUGCACCCGCUUAUGUGCCUUCUCAUUUACAGGCGCUACCUGGGAAGAGUGCACUCAGCAAGCAUUCGAUGGAGCCAAAACGAACAGUCCCAAACUCAUGUCAUACUUUGAAACUUGAUGCUACGCCGACAAAACUUGAAAUCGGAACUCAAGAAACUAGUACAAUACCUAGUGACAGACUCUUCAGGAAUCAUGUCACGAAAAAUAUGAGCAGUAUCACACACUUUAACGCUCGACAUGGCUCCCAGUACCACAUGACCACCGGCGAAUUUUGCGAACCUUCUGUGAACACAAAGUCCGGUUUCCAUGCGGCCUCUUCCAGAGAAUCUCUACUAGCACAAAACACUAUUUCAGGCAAGUUUUCAGUUUACGAAAUUGGGCCUGCUGAAGGAUGA
Ostreococcus lucimarinus CCE9901 is the source of this 753-nucleotide messenger RNA. It is a transcript of the gene Hrr, whose product is annotated as Bromodomain transcription factor, putative. The record is from RefSeq and is a predicted model, not a curated record. The transcript is spliced from 9 exons. The coding region runs from base 1 to 753 and encodes 250 amino acids. Gene Ontology annotation, cellular component: transcription factor TFIID complex. Gene Ontology annotation, molecular function: protein heterodimerization activity. Lineage: Eukaryota; Viridiplantae; Chlorophyta; Mamiellophyceae; Mamiellales; Bathycoccaceae.